Cryptotermes secundus is the source of this 1764-nucleotide messenger RNA. RefSeq lists its product as uncharacterized. Lineage: Eukaryota; Metazoa; Arthropoda; Insecta; Blattodea; Kalotermitidae. The transcript has 2 exons. The coding region runs from base 519 to 1568 and encodes 349 amino acids. The record is from RefSeq and is a predicted model, not a curated record.
CAGUUUGUGUGUGUGUGACAGAGAGGGACGUUUCUCGUGCCAAGCUGUGUUUCUAUUGCGUAUUCUAAAGUGGAACAUUAUUUGUUUAUAUUAGUUUGGUUAGUACCGUGUACGCUCGAAGUUACUGUGGCCAGCCCUGACUUUAACCUUCAAACACACGGUUCCUGCUGCAUACAUGUUGCUACUUCACCUGCGCUGUUACCAACGCACCUACCGCCUCUCUGUUGAUUCGUGCCUACUGCUCCAACGAAGGAAAUAAUAAUAAUAAAAAAAAAGAAUAAUUACCUCCGUUUUCUGCCUACCGCUCCACCAACACACGCAACAAGGCUGACCUCUGUCGGCCAACAGUACAGUGACGGUUUCAGCUUGGGAGGAAGAUGGUGAUCGGUUUAGUCUUCGGAAAGAAACUCUUUAAGUUUCCAGUGCUGAUAAAGUGUUUUACAGGUCUAAACUAUGUGUAACUAGGCAUGUCUGUGGAGUUAGCGUGAUGGUGCAAUUCAACAGGUGAAAUGUAGGUGAUGUCUCAAGCUCUUCACCAAAGGACUGGGAAAUCUAAGAGAAUUUUGUAUGUGAAGGUAACCAAGAAGAAGAUGGCGUCAGUGUUGCAGUGGAAGUUGCAUCGCCUGUGCUCGGUCCCGAGACUGAUUAUACUGGUUGUAGUGAUAAUAGUUCUUAUUCUGCUACUGAAGCCGACCGAGGUAGAUUAUGGCUUCCUUCCCUACAAGCAGGAACUCUUCGACACUGUUGCUAACAGUCCCUUUAACGGCUUCAACAAUGAAACUGGUACUCAGGAUGGAGAAUAUAUUGUUCCAAACAUUGUCCAUUUCUUAUUUUUUGAUAUCAGUGAAAUAUCUUUUGUGGAUGCAGUUUGUGUAUUGGCAGCAUUUAAGAAUCAGCGCCCAGAGAAGAUAUACUUCCAUACUAAUGUGGCAGAAUUCAAAGGCCCUUACUGGGAGAAACUGGAGAACACGCCGGGUUUGACCAUAACAGUCAGGAAAGUGGCCCUACCAGAUACAAUAUUUGGACAGAAAUUCAGUUCAUCAUAUUACCGAUGGCACGCUGGGGAUGUUGUGCGAAUAAAGAUCCUAAUGGAAUAUGGAGGAAUAUUCUUAGAUAACGAUUCGUAUUUAGUGAGAAGUUUAGACGAAUUUCGUAAAUUUGAAAUGACGUUAGGAUGGCCUGAGGGACAGUACUUGGGAACGCAGGUGUUGGUGGCCCAUAAGGAUGCCAGGUUCCUACGUCUCUGGCUUGAAACUUACAGACAGUAUUAUCCUAAUCGGUGGUACUUCAAUGCUGGAGAGAAACCUACAAGAGAAGUGCUGUGGUUCAAACCUGAAUUGGUGCAUCGAGUGAAGGUACUAUUUGGGGUACAAGGCCUUAGUGAAGAACUGUACAGGACAGAGGGUUGGUAUGAGUGGCGCCGUUUUUAUGCAGUACACCUCUUGAUCAGACAUCGCUGGUACCUGGACAGUUUGUGGAAUAUGUUUUGGUGGCCACGACUUAAUGAAAAUAACAUCCUUGACUACCCCAAAACAUUUGGUGAAAUGGCCAGGGAUGUUUACUUCUAAUAAACAGCUGACGUAUAUUCUUAUUUAUUGAACAGAACUUCACAGACUGUAAUGUUGUGUUUAAAGCAACACUUUUAUGUGAUGUAUGACAUUUCAUUGGAUGUCCAGCCACGGUUACCGUGGCCUGGAUGGUACUUACGAGGGAGAGUCAGUAAAUAGGUCAAAAAUUGAAAUAAAACAGCUGUAAUGGAUGUAA